This is a messenger RNA of Dendronephthya gigantea, 8804 nucleotides long. RefSeq lists its product as uncharacterized. Gene Ontology annotation, molecular function: protein binding. The record is from RefSeq and is a predicted model, not a curated record. Bases 49 to 8793 code for a protein of 2914 amino acids. Gene Ontology annotation, biological process: neuromuscular synaptic transmission. NCBI's taxonomy places the organism in Eukaryota, Metazoa, Cnidaria, Anthozoa, Malacalcyonacea, Nephtheidae. The transcript has 44 exons.
UGACAGCCAUCCAGAAUUUCACUGACAUGAUUUUAGGAUAUUAGUGAAAUGGAAUCAACUGAUCCAAGACAAAGUCGUAUCCCAGUGCCAUGUCCUGACAAACCAGAACGUCCAGAAUCUCCAUUGACUGGUUUGGAAUUCGACAUGUCCAGGCUAAGUUUAGAAGCUGAAAAUGAAGGACUUAAAGAGAAAGUGUAUGAACUACAAACUGAACUACAGGACGAGAAAAGUCAUGAGCAUCAUUUAAGAAGAGAACAACUAGUUGAGGCAAGACAGAUAAGGCAGGAAGAGAGGAAGCGUGCUCAGGCAAUGAUGAGCGAGGUGAGGAGAAAAUUGUAUAAGGAAAAACAACAAGAAGUGCAUGAGUUGAGGGAAAGAUUAUUGAAGGAAAAGGAGAAAGAGAUUACAUACAUUAUCAAGCAGAAAGAUGACGAAUUCAGAAAGGCUCAGUUUAACUGGCAUCGUGAGAAAGAAGAUCUUGUUCAAAAGCUUCGUAUUAAGUUCACAGAUGAGGUUCGUGAAGAAGCACACAAGAGUCAUGAGAAACAGAUAAGGAAAUUAGAGGUUCACAUUGAAGAACUGAAAGAACAGAAGAGCAAGGUAGAGGAAACCUGUAAGCUUGCUCAAGAUGCAGACAAAAAGAAAGUUAGUCAAAUAAGAAGAAUCCAUUCAGAACAUGAACAGGAACUGACAAAACUGAAAAGAAGUUCUUGGCAGGAAGGCCGUAAGCAGAUGGCGGAAAUCCGACAACUGACAAACAUCAUCCAUCAGCUGGAGAAGAAGCUUGGUGUUGAGUCGGGUCACUACAUUCGUUUACAACUGGAAAAAGACAGUUUGAGGGAUAAACUGGAUCGCAUCAAAGGAAGUGAAUCUUCAGGAAAAAAGAGUCCAUUGUCAUCUUCAAGAAUGGACUUAUCCAGUGACCUGUCAAUGUUUUCGUUUCCAUCUGGGGAUGAUUCCAAUCCAUUGUGGAUACAGUUAAAACAACAGAAAUGCGCCAUUGCCCAACUCAAGCAAAGCAUUCAGGACAAAAAUAGAAGAAUCGACUUACUCAAACAAAAACUGUUUAAAAACCGAAGAUAUGGUCCCGGUGGCUUGAUGCAUAGAUCAAUGGAUGAUAUUUUGUCGUACGAAAGUGGACCCGAACGAGAUGAUUGUAUUUCACCGGUUUUUGGAAACAGCACGGAAAGCUCUGACACAAGUUCGUUAAAUGGCGAGUCAUUUCAAUGGGAAGAUAAUCAAGAUGCUGAAAUAAUUCGCAGGUUACAGAAAGAAAUUCUUCAACUACAAAAAGCGCAUUCUCUUCUACAAGCUCAGACUGGGAGCUCUGUAGAUGCGAAGCGAACGCAGUUGGAGAGAGAGCAAUUACAGACUGACUUAAUCGAGGCACAGAGACAAAUUGACGAGCUUAAAAAGGAUCUUGUUGAGUCUCAUGACCGCAAUGAAUUACUGGAGUUUCAACUUCAGGAGUCCUUGCAGCGAAAUUUUGACGAGGGAAAUUAUAUUUCCGCAUUUAAGAUCCCAACGCUGUGUAUUGAUUACAAGUUUUCAGAUAAAGAACUUUUGUGCUCAGCUGAAGAGGUGAAAGCGAGAUUGGAGGAAUUGCAAAAUGAGAAAAAACCAGUUUUAAAUCGUGACGAGCAGCUCGCUCUUGAACAAGCGAAAAUAUUGCUGAGAAAUAUCACCACAAACACUGUCAAUAUAUGUACUGAGAAAGUUUCUAAGGCAUUUAGUUUUACGGAGAAACCGCCUGGUGCUUCCAAGGCGACUCAAAAAGACUUCCUUCAACUUCCUAUGUUUGAUGACUCAUUUCACAGCGAUAGUUUAUUGGAAGGAGAAGAUGAAUUUAUCCCGAUAACGCCUGACUUGGAGGAAGAAUGGUUAGAAAGAUCAGCGUUUGAACCUACGAUGAAGGAUGACGUUGAAAGGCAGAAACCUUCAGAAGACUUUGAAGAUAGAUUUCAGACAGAUUUUGAUGAUCGUCUUGACAAUUUGACUGUAAAAUCGAGUGCAUCUGAGCCAGAAAGACAAGAUAUAACUAGUAUGAAGAUUGAGGUAGCUUGCCAGUGUGAUAUUUGGACACAGGAGUUGUUCAAUCGAGACGUUGAUUCCCCCAAUGGUGUUCUUGAGGACCUGCUAUGUGACUUGGAAGUUCAGACAGGUUUCGGCGGCGAGCACGCUGGGGAGUUUGGCCAGAGAUCUAUCGCUGAAGAUGUAUCGGUUCAAAAGAUCGAUACAGCAGUCCAAUGCUCGACAAAUCUUCCGGUGGUAGAAAGAUCUGCUCAGUGCAAUAUCUUAGAAAUAGAAGCCCCAAAAGGUGAUAUGAUAAUCAAGCUGGAUGCUGGCAAUGUUGAUGUCUGUAAGUUUAAGAAAAUUAAGAAGUAUAAGGACAUUGGUACUCAGUUAGUUCCUGGUGAAGUCAACAUUACGAUUGAUCUUGAAAGAGUCCUACCAGACGAUCAAACUUCUCUCCACUCUACCAAAGAUUCUGGAAUUGACAAGGACGUGCAGUGCAAUAUCAUAGAAAUUUUAACACAUCAAGAAGAAAUCUUAGAAAUUUUCACUGAAUUUGAAACACGCCGUUUUAGAGAGAUUCCUAUAUUGAAUGAUGUUGCUGUUCAAACUGAAAUUGACAUUACAGAUAAUGAUGUCAUCUUUAAUGAUACCAUGGUUGAGGUCAUGAGUGAUGACAUCAAGGUUGAUGACGUCAAGGGCGAUGACGUCAGAGAUGACGUCAUGUGUAGUGAAGUUCGCGAGAAACACGAUGGAGAAGCGAGCGAGAAAACUUUACUGGGCCUUGGAUGGAAGGAUUUCGUGGACGGCUCGGAACUUGGAGAUGAUGCGAAGCAUUUGGAUUGCAUUGUUUACGAAAAGGAGGAUGUUUUUAUUGUCAUUUGUGAAUCUUAUCGGAAAUAUUGCAAGGAAAUUUCCAGCAAUGAUUAUACGUUUGAUUUCGAUAAUGAUGCCGCUUGUGAUCAGGUGGAAACACAUCCGGAAGAUCAGAUGAAAUAUGUUUUGAAACAAAACACCAGCGAUGAUAAUAUGCUCGCAGAUAAAGUCAACAGUCGACGAAAUCUUGAUGUUGAUGAUAAUAAAAACAUCUCUGCAGCAAUUAAACAGGUUCCUCUUGAGAUGAAAACUGUCGAGGGUCAGUAUAUUGAAACGUGUGAUAUUGGUAUCCAAUGUGGCGACCAGGAAGGCGAGUGUGUUGCAGAAAAUGGAGUAAAAGUUGACACUUGUCCUCACUGUUUGAGGCUUCUUUCCGCCUCCCCCGGGAAUAAGAUGCUUCUUGCUAACCAAACAAUAGAAAGUCGUUCUUUCCCGGAUGGUGCGGCGGAUAGUUCUAUGCCUUAUUCACGUUUAAACGAAAUGGAUGUUGCCGAAAUGAACGAGGAAUUGGGGGAUGAAUUUCACCUGGCUGACGUUGAUUUCGGGUUUCGAGAAAUGUGCGAUUUUAGCGUUCAGUGUGUUCUUGAUAAUGAUGACAUUCAUGAUCAUCCUCACUUGUCUUCGUGCAGGGACAUUGGAAUACAAUAUGAGCUUGCAGAUAUUCUACCCUCUGAUGACACUAUUUGUUCAUUAAAAAAUGUCCCGUGUCGAUCCUGUGGUCAUUGUAUACCCUCGUGUAGUGAGAAAGAUACUCAGUGUGAAUUUGCGGAUUUGUUAUCUGCUUCAAACGAAAUGCUGGACAUCCCCGAUGGGGUACUCCGUGAAGAUGAGGGUGAAUCAUUGAUUAAGGAGGUUAUGGCAUUGGCUAAGGAAUGUAGUCAGAACGAUGCAUUAAUUGACCAGCAUUUGAGCGAGGUUGUACGAGGGCAGGGGUUGUUUUGUCAGAUUCAAGACGGAAAACAUAAUGAUCAAGAAGAGAUUCCAUCCGGCGACGAGCAUAAUCCAGAUCUUCACCUCCAGAUUCCAAACUCGCAAUUCCUCUCAGAGGAUGAGGAGAUUGCUCAGAAUUUCGACACAAUUCCUGACCAAUAUGAAGUACCAUCAGAGGAAGGAAUACCACAUUUUUCUUGGAAAGAACUCAUAGACGUGGAAACACAAUGCGAGGGAAUCUGUACUUUGGAACUGAGAGAAGAUAAGGCUGUUCAGUGUACAAUAUUGGAUGACAGUGAGGUCUUCGCUGGUUACAAGAGGAAAGACGACUCAUUGCCGGAGGAACACGACUACAUUACGGCGGACCACGGUGAGUCUCGUUUGCGGGAGACUUCGGUCCUCACAGAUGAUGGUGGUGAGUCCAGAGUUAUUGCAGAAAGUACGUCUUCAAAUCCCACGUUAAAUAUCGAUCUUAAUAAUGUGUUUGAUGAGAUGGAAGCUCGUCCAGUUAACCCAAUACAUCAUGUUGUUUUAACACCACAAGAGGAACCUUCGGAUGUCAGCGAAGAGAGUCCGAUUGUGACACGACGACAUGACGGUGUGCCACGUUCUAUCAUCGAGGAACCGAGAAUAAUCCGAACAUCGAAGGAUGAUACGUUAGAUGCUCUCGAUGAAACACUUGAGGCGUUUGCAGCGAAGGAGGCAGAAUUUAUGAAUGGCGAAAGUUCUGCCGGAUCAAACAUCAAACAAACUGAGAAUGUUUAUCAUUCUCGCCAUGUUGACAUUUCAGCUAAAGGUACUGAAAGAGAACUAGAAGGAUCCACUUUCAAAUUGUCUGAUGGAGGACAAGGGAGAUUAACUUCUGCUGAGAGUGAGCAAAGCAGCGUGCUGGAUGAAACUUCUAGUUCAGAGAACUCUUCUCAAACGACCGUUGAAAACAGAAAUCCAGCUUUACAAGAUAGUUCCACGCCUAUCGUAAACAGUCACCCACCUACUCAAACCAAUCACCCACCUACCACAGAUCUACCACCGCCUUUACCUGUCACACUACCCCCAGACCUUCCCUCUGUUUCCCCACCCAGUCUCAUGCACAAUGACCUUGACGAUGACAUUGACGAGCUUCUUGCCGGAGAACUGUACCAAGAUAUCGGAGAAAUGACCCCGGAUAAUAUUGAGAACCCGCAUGGUAUUCGAGUCACGUUAGAACAAGAAAUUGAAACAAUUUUGGAAAGCGAUGAUUCGUCUGUCAGGUCUGAGUCCAACACAGUAAUGAGUGUGGACAGUCUUGGUGUAAACCAAGCUUCCAGAAUUGGUAGCAAUACACGACAUAUUAGAAUGGACUCUUUGGAAAAGAUCAAUCAACAUGAAAAUACAGCUGUUUUUAAUGACGCAUCGUUUCACGAUAAUGAUGUCAUUUCCGACGAUGUAACUUCUAUGAGUGAUGACGUCGUAUAUAAUGAUGAUGUCAUACUUAAAACGGACGAUCAUUUGACGUUUGCCAGUGUUGAGAACUUUGCUUUAGAUACGCAUUCAAAGAGUACUAGGAAGUCAAUGAAUUUUUAUGGUAGCUCACAAAGGAUUGUAGAUUGGGAUAGUGCUCCAGUUAAACACGUUGCUUUUGAAAGCGAAGCCAGUGAGGCUUCGACGGCUGGAUCUAGUUCUGUGAGUGAACCUCCCCUCCGCAGGCAACCUCCAGCUGUUUUACCCAAACCAAAAUACCGAUCUCAUAGUACGAACCUUCCAAUAUCAGACUUACCCCCCGUCCCUGCGCGAGGCGAGAGAACAAACUCUAUGGCCGCACAGAAAGAUAUUGUGGAUGGAUAUUUUCCUCCGGUAGGCUUGGUCACAAAACGAGCCAGCGAGUUCAACCUGGGAGAGUUUGAUCUGCUGAAAGAAAGGAUUUUGUAUCUUGAAAGACAGUUGAAGAAUAAAGAAAAUUUACUACAGGCGAUGAGGGCUGAAGCGGCAGAGAUUGAAACUAACGCAUAUAUUCAAAAGAAAGAAGAAGAUAUAAAAAUGAUGGACGAAAGUGUUAGGUUUUUAAAAGUGGAGAAUCAAAAGAAAGAAAAGGAACUUCUUACAAAGAUCGGAGAAAUCAAUAAAUAUACUUUUGAAUUGGAACAGUUGAGAUCAGAGCGUGCAAAUGCAGAAAGACAACGAGAAAUUCUGGAAGAGAACGUGGCCUCACUACAGGAUCGUGUCUCUCUACUUCAAACCGUCCAGGCCCAGAAUCAAGAAUUAAAAUGUAAAUAUGAGGGUUUGAGAAAAGAGAAUACUCAUCUUCAUGAGCAGGUCAACCGACUUCACAGAGCGGAUGAAGAAUUCGUGGAACUGGAAAAAACUAUUUCAAAGUUACAAGGAAAGUUGAAAGAACUCGAAGAUGUGAAGCGUGAACGAGACGAGGUGAAUGAACAGUUGAAGGCUUUGAAAACCCAGAAAGAUGAUUUGGCUCAGAAAGGAAGGAAAGUUGAAACAGAGAGGAAUGACUUCCUCAUGAAUAACAAACUUAUACAGCAACAAAAAGAGAACUUAGAAGCCAGAAAUACUGCCUUGCAAAGGACGAAUGAUACUUUCAAAACUAAGAUAUCGAGUCUCGAGAAAGAAUGUCGUGAUUCGCAAAGGAAAUUAUUGGAUAUUCAACGCGAACGAGAUGAAGGAAGCUCUCAGCUGCGAAAACUCGAUGCUGAGAGAAACGAAUUGAGAAAACGCGUGAACGAGUUGAUUCAAUUCAAGUCAGAAGUGAAACAAUUCCAAACUAAAUCACAAGAUCUUGAACGAGAGCUCAACUAUCUUCGUAAUCAAUCCAAGAAGAUUGAAAGUGAACGAACCGAGUUGUCAACAGAACUGGGAAACUGCUUGAAGGAAAGGAAUAGACUUGUAGGGCGAACUGCUGAGCUUGAGAAACUCACGAGAGAUAACGAGAAACUGGAGGAGAAAUUCCAUACAUUGAAGUUGAAGAUCGCGGAACUAACAGGUCAGCGGGACGACGCUGAAGUGCAGCUCCCCACUUUAAAGGCUAAAGUUGCAUUAUUGAAGAAAGCUUGCAAAGAGAAAGACGAUCAGUUAAACAAACUCAAGUCAGAGAUUCGUGAACUAAAACAUUCAAUCGCCAGUUCUGCUUUGGAAGAUUUAUCAGGCGGUAUUCAAACUCUUGGUUUUAGUAGCCCUGCGAAAUCUGUUAAGUUUCGAGAACCGCCUGACUUCAAUAAUAAUCAUGUCAGAUCAGAUGAUUCUGUGAAAGGCAAACGCUUUGUUGCAAUCUUUGAUUAUAAUCCUGAGCGUCUGAGUACAACAGGUCACCCAGAAAGGGAACUGAAACUGAACGAAGGUGACGUCAUCGUGAUCAACAGUGACCUUGACCUGAAUGGAUAUUACAUGGGCGAACUGGAUGGGAAGAGAGGAUUGGUGUCGAGUUUGUAUAUUGAGGAGAUGGAUGAAUAUAAUAUGAGAAAACUGAAAAAGCAGCGUGAGUUGAACGCCUCCGAAAGUUCUUUCAAGAGGAAAGACUUGGAUUACAAACCUCCCAAACCAUCCACUUCCCUGCUUGGUUCUGUGAGACGUUCUUUUGUUGCUGUAAAAGAUUACAAUCCUUUUACAUCAAGUACUUCAACCAGACCUGACCUUGAGCUGCCGCUGACUGCAGGGGAAGUGUUGACGGUCAUCGGUGACGUGGAUGCCAAUGGAUAUUAUACUGUUGAAAAAGGAGGUAGACUUGCCAUCACUCCCUCCAACUUAUUGAAACCAAGUUCUCCGUCUCCCGCGAGGCCGACCAAGUUGAACAUAACACCUUCUCCUGUACAGACCAGAGAGCAAGUUCGGUCGCCAGAGAACACCCGAGGUGUUUCCACUCUUCAUUAUCCAUCUUAUUCCCCUAUCGUCCCGAGUCAGUCAACUGCUAUCCACGCAGGUCCUCCAGGUUCCACACCAUAUGCAUCAAAAGAAAUCACAGAACAGUUUGUUAGACAAAGUAAUCUGGAGAAUACGAUGAGAACGGAGAAUGCUGGUGUUAGUAGAGAAAGCGCAGAGGGAAGGAUUAUGAACUUCUCGUCAGCUUUGCCAUCAGCGCCGAGAAAUCUUCGUGUUUUACGGCGUGUUAAUAAAGAUGCUUUGCUUCUUGGCUGGCUCACGCCAGAGCUUGAUCAACUUGGGAGAAACAACGGCCAUCUUAUCAAAGGCUACAAGAUACUCGUAAAUGGUCAACACAAGCUGGACGUUGGCAGUCCUUACAUGGCCAAGGCUUUGAUUGAAAAUCUUGAUCUAUCACGUCCUCUUGUUCUCGCCAUUCAAACGGUCGCCGAAAACGGAUUCUCUUCUGAAAAAUCUCUCGCUCAUUUUAACGAAUCUGAUAUGGUGAAUACCACGUCAGUUACAACGGAGGCUGUCUCAAAUCCAGAGGAUACUCUCCCAUACCGAACUUUUGUCGCGUUGUUUAGUUAUGAUCCGUUGAAAAGUUCUCCGAAUCCAAACCCGACGUACGAGUUGGAAUUCCAAGAAGGGGAUAUAAUUCGUGUGCUGGAUACCUCCCGACCUGACGGUUACUACACAGGACAGGUGAACGGUAACGAAGGACUUGUUCCCUCAAACUUUCUUGAAGAAAUUGCCAUUGCAACAAGGCCACAAGAUAGAAAGCGUGAUAAAGAACUGAAUGGUUCUGCGAGUCCCCAAAAGGCAAAGGCGAUGGUCGCCAUAUAUGAUUACAACCCAAGUACCCAAUCCCCCAACAAGCACCCAGAUCGUGAACUUAGCUUCAGAAAGGGACAGAUUGUUCGAGUACAUAACUCUAUGAGGUCAGAUGGUUUUUACGACGCCGAUAUUAACGGCGAACGAGGUCUGGUUCCAGCAACUUUUCUUAAACCAUGCAAACGAAAAUCAGCUAAGUCAGUCAACUCGACGAACGGUUUGGCCUCGUUGCCUCGCCGAGUCCAAUUUGCGCACGAGCAAGACUCACGUCAGAUGACGACAGGUUACGUUUAGUGUCGACUAAA